CUCUCCUCGUUUCUUCCUAGGGCACAAUACACAUGCAUAAUUGAACAAGUCUGGACGCUAAAGGUUGUGCCCAGUUUUAUGCGAAUGUCAGCCAAUCUGGGUGGUAAUAAGUCGUAAAACGGAACGAGGAGAGGAGGAAGGUUUGGGGAAAGCAUUUUCAGUCUGAUUCCAGCUUUCUCUCGGAGAACAAGUGGUACAAGUAUAGCUCUCGGAUCUAAAAAAAGUGAUCAAUAAAUUCACAGACUCGUUACAAAAAUUACGAAAUUAAUUUCAUCAGUGCCAAUUACAAUUUUUCAAAAUUACUAAAAAAUUUUCAAAAUGAUCAUAUUUACGGAGGAAUUUAAAAUCUACGUCCUUCCCUGGAUCUCGCUCUCUGUCACGUUGUACAUCGCUUAUUACGUGUACACCAACAUCCUGUGUGCUAUUCAUGACAAAAUCAAGGUGAGACGAAUCAUUCACAAAAAGCAGAAAGAAAGGGAACAUGCCUUUCAAAAAUUGGAAAAUCGGUACAAAUUGGACGCAAAAAGUGAGAAAAUUCUCCAACUUCCGCUCGACCAAUUGCUAACGGAACUGAGAAAAAGAAAGUUGACAGCAAUAGAAGUUCUCGACGCGUUUAUGGCCAAGGCUUUAAAGGAGACGAGGGAGUACAACAGCAUCACCGAGUUUGUCCCCCAAGCACAUAUAUGGGCAGCUCAACUUGACGACUUGAAAGAAGUGCGCGGCCCUCUGCAUGGAUUGCCAAUUUCGGUGAAGGAUAACUGCAAUAUCGAGGGAAUGGAUUCGACGCUGGGAUUUGCUAAAUAUUUGUACAAGCCUGAAAUUGAAAAUGCCAAUCUCAUCGCAAGUCUUAAAGAUUUGGGUGCCAUUGUUUUUUGCAAGACGAACGUACCCCAAAGUUUAUUUUGUUGGGGAUGUGGGAAUCCAAUCUUCGGAGAGACAAGGAAUCCAUUCAAUCGCCUCCUUAGUCCUGGAGGGUCGUCGGGUGGUGAAGCAAGUUUAAUUGCCAGCGGUGGAUCUGCUCUCGGAAUUGGGACGGAUAUUGGCGGUUCUUGUCGAAUUCCUGCCCACAUGUGUGGCGUCUCGGGGUUUAAACCUACAAAAAUGCGGUUAAGUCCGGUCGGAUUCAAGUCUACCGUGUCCGGAGUGGUUGGACUUAAUGGAGGGCCAGGAAUAAUUUCAAAAAGUGCAGGCUUGAUCGCCGCAGUUUUCAAAGAGCUCACAAUGCCUGGAGUACAAAAUAAGUACGACAGGUUAACGGUGCCGAUCACGUGGGAUGAAAAAACUUUCACUUCCGCAAAACCACUUCGGAUCGGCUACUACACUUCCCUCAAGUUCUUUCCUGCAGUCGGCGACACGGAGAAAGUCGUGCUGGAUGCAAAAUCUGCUCUCGAAGCUGAAGGCCACAUCCUCGUCCCUUUCGAAAUGGGGGAUGGAUUCGACGUUGCGGAACUGGUUUCGGAUUUCGCUUAUGCCGACGAUGGUUACAACUCGCUCAAGAUUUGGAAGGAUGAGCCGAUCGCCCAGUCAGCCAUAUUUCACUAUGUCAUGUGUCGAAUUCCGAGAUGCGUUCGUCGCUUUCUUGCGUACAUAAUGAGUUGCAAAUGUCUUCCUACUUUCUACUUCUAUUCCACUCGAGUUGCUGCUUUCUUUCGAGGGGGUGCAACCAAGUCUAGAGAAUUGUGGAGCAGUAUGGAAAAACGGAGACAAAUUUUGGAAGACGUUUUGGCGCAGUGGCACCGACUAAAUCUUGAUCUCGUUCUGUGUCCUACUUUUGCUUUUGCAUCCGUUCCAAUCAAGGCUGCCGGAAAGUUGAAGCCCGCCUGUAUUUACACUAUGAUUUGGAAUUUGCUCGAUUUUCCUGUCGGAACAGUAAGUUUUGGCACCGAGUCUGGAACAAAGGUGGAUUCGUAUGACAAUGAGGACGACUUUUUGUUAAAAACUGCUCAAAAAGCACUUAAGAGCUCGGCUGGGAUGCCCAUCGGGGUCCAAGUAGUUGGACUUCCAUUCCAGGAAGAAGUGGUUCUCCGUGCCAUGAAAGAACUCGAAUAUUUGCGGUCUAUCAAAUGAAUUCAUACAGCGAACAAAUUUAUGCAACUCUAAUUUUUCAAAUUGUUCAACUAUGCACCAUGCACAAUAGUUUGAGUUCAAAUAAUAAAUCUGCCUAUUUUGACAUGCUUCCUAUCGUACAUACUUAAUAAAUGUCUAAAUGUAAUUAUGUAUGUAUAUAAGUAGUUGUGAAAUGAGGCACUAUUUCCAUAAUAAUGCUUUUACCCUUGGCCAAUUCAAAUGUGAGGGAGAGAAAUGUCUUUGCAGCUUAUCGUACUUGUUCUUGUCCCAAAUUAUAUAUAUGUAGUACAGUACAGUGAUGUGAUCUCUUAAUAUUGUGCAAGCUGUAGGUGUUAUUGACGAAAUAAAGCAUACUCUGUUAGUGCACUAAAUUA
Folsomia candida is the source of this 2441-nucleotide messenger RNA. Its product is annotated as fatty-acid amide hydrolase 1. Gene Ontology annotation, molecular function: fatty acid amide hydrolase activity; amidase activity. Bases 319 to 2067 code for a protein of 582 amino acids. Lineage: Eukaryota; Metazoa; Arthropoda; Collembola; Entomobryomorpha; Isotomidae. Gene Ontology annotation, biological process: fatty acid catabolic process. The record is from RefSeq and is a predicted model, not a curated record. The transcript is spliced from 13 exons.